Messenger RNA from Miscanthus lutarioriparius, 705 nucleotides. NCBI's taxonomy places the organism in Eukaryota, Viridiplantae, Streptophyta, Magnoliopsida, Poales, Poaceae. The record is from the annotation of a GenBank genome assembly.
AUGGCUUGCCACCUGAGAUCUGCUAGCAUGCCAUUGAGCCCUCGCUCCAGCGAGACCUCUGUUGAGGAACAUAUUCUGAGCCUGAAAGCAACUAUCUCUCUGCCUUCAGCGACCAUUGAAACCAUGGUAGAUGGUCUGAGCAAGCUCGGGAGCAUCUACAACCACAUAGAUGCACUCACAUGCCUGCCCAGCAGCCAGAGGAAGGCAGUGGAGGAGGAGCUGGAGCGCUCCGUCGCCCUGCUUGACCUCUGCAGCGCCAUGCAAGAGAGCUUUCUGGAACUCAAGGCCAGUGUCCAGGAGAUGCAGUUGGCUUUCAAAAGAGGAGACAACGCGGCUCUUCUGACCAAGAUUCAAUGCUAUGCCCGCUCAGCUAAGAAGGCGCAGAAGCUGUUCAAGAAGGUCAACAAUAAGACUGCCUCUGACAUACAAGGAUGCAGGGUGAUCAAUCUGGUCGCUGAAGCGAGGGAAAUUGCCGUGUUGAUCCUUGAAUUGACAUUGCAUCUCCUGUCGAAGCAAAUUGCGAUUCCAAGUUCUAGCAAGUGGUCACUCAUCUCCAAGUCGUUCCAAAAGAAGAGUGUCGUAUGCAAGGCGGAGCAAUUGCAAGGGUUGGAGCUGGACAUUGUUGAUCUUGAGAGCAGAGUUGGGACAUUGUUGAGAACGUUGAUCCAGAGCAGAGUGUCUGUUCUGAAUGCUCUUAGCUUGUAG